CAGUCUAGUAGACCUUCUAACACGGUGGCUCAGUCCUCUGGGGGCGGUAUCUGGGCGGUUCUGGGCACGCUCCUCUACCCUCUGCUGGCUGUGUGGAGAUUCCUCAGCUCCUUCCUGUUUACAGCCCCGCCCCCUCCUGGAACGUCAUCCAGAGACCCCGUCCAGCACCAGUCCAACUCCUACUCAAACUCCACAGCAACAUCGGACAAAACAAAGCGGGAAACUCUGUCCAAACACUCGGUGGAGAAGCGUCCCAGAGACUUCAAGAAAGACGGUAAAGUUUGCCGUCUGAGGACUCAGGAGGACAGCGAGGACGACAACAACACCUGGAACGGGAACUCCACCCAGCAGAUGUAGCGCCCCCCUCAGGCUUUGUGUUGUAAUAGUUCAGUCUGAUCCUUAUCUUCUCCUCCUGUGUUCAAGGCUCUGCUCCAUGCUUGUUCAUUAAAUCAAUAAUCAUUUAUUGAUCCUCUCUGGGCUCAGGGUCAGGGUAAGACUGUGUCUGAUCCUGGUUUACCCUAGACCGGCUCAGGUAACAGCACAGUCAGAACCAACCAGGUCCAAACAAGUCUAUGUAAACCCGGUCUAUGUAGCCCUGGUCUAUGUUUAACUGGUCUAUGUAGACCAGGUCAAUGAAUACCAGGACUAUGUGAACCAGGCCUAACUCUCUAUAAUGCUCUGCUGUCAGUGACCUUUGACCUACCUGUUGUAAUGUGAGCCAGCUGAUGGAGUCUCUCUGAUCGUUCAACUUUGAACUCACCAGGAUGAUUACCUGACCUUUGACCGUUUUGUUUAACAUGUUUUAUCACACACACACACACACACACACACACACACACACACACACACACACACACACACACACACACACACACACACACACACACACACACACACACACACACACACACACACACACACACACACCUGUUGGUACCAACAGUGGAUGGCUUGUGUAGAUCUAAUUAACUAUGAAAAAUAAAGCAGCGUGUUUUUCACAAAGUCUGA
Labrus bergylta (ballan wrasse) is the source of this 1008-nucleotide messenger RNA. NCBI's taxonomy places the organism in Eukaryota, Metazoa, Chordata, Actinopteri, Labriformes, Labridae. The record is from RefSeq and is a predicted model, not a curated record.